Molecule: messenger RNA, 1817 nt
Organism: Daldinia vernicosa
Lineage: Eukaryota; Fungi; Ascomycota; Sordariomycetes; Xylariales; Hypoxylaceae
Product: Asx homology domain-containing protein
Exons: 2
Coding region: 331-1476 (381 amino acids)
Source: RefSeq, a predicted model, not a curated record
GCCUCGGCGACUGCCUCUGAAUAAUUAUUAUAUAUCAGGUGUACGUACAAUGACAAAUAAAUCUUUUUAGGGCAAAAGAGACGUCCUCAAUUUCACGCUUCUUCAACUAAUCCGUACACUUUUUCUCUUUUGCCAUAUUUCCUCAGUGCCACAUUUACUGGUUUCUCGGUGCUGUUAUGAAUUAAUAGAUGCUUCCUUUUACCUGCCUACAUUAUCUCUCUCUUGUCUCUGGUUUGCAACUCUUUUUGAUUUAAAAGCCCGCCUCUUUAUAUUCACCUAACACUUCCUACCAUCUUCUCUUUUCCCUUAAUCAUCCCCGAUCAUUCAAACAUGCCUCCUCGAAAGAGAACUAAAGGUGCGACCGAAGAAAAGGCGGAAGAACCCAUCAGAAGAUCAACCAGGGCAGCCAAGAGAUCUGCUCCUACAUCCUCUUCGGAUGAAUUCUCUCCCAAAGACUUAACUAUUCGCGGGCAUGGCUUGAAACUUUCAGACACCAAGGACCCAUCUGAAGAGGAGGUCGGUGAUGUGAUCACCGUUCGCCUUACCCGGUCCAAGUCUCAUGCAAGCAGCCGCCCCUCAACCGCAAGGAGCGACUCCACCUCCCAAUCAAAUAAGCUUAGAAUUGUUUCAGCUUCAUCUCAGGUAGGAGAUGAGGACAUAUUCGAUAUCGACAAUGAUGGGAAGGAAGAUGAACUUACUUACGAGGGACCGGCUAAGAAGAAGAGCAAGCCUAGUAUCAAUGAGAAACCUUCAAACAGUCGAAGGUUUAGAUACAAGUAUGACAACCCUGACGAGAUGCUUACAAACUCCCUAUCACCUCUAGCAACCGCCCAACUUCGAGAACUACUCUGCAGUGAAGCGGCUUGGGACCUAUUAAGCACAGAGGAGAAGCAGCAAGUACUUGCAAAGUUCCCAGACGAGAAGGAGAUCCUCAACGUCGGCACAGAGAACGCAAGGCCAAACAUCGCAGCGCUCAGAAACAACAAUAACUUCCGGCACGAUAUAGUGCGGUACCAGGAUGACCUGAGAAAGGGAUGGCAUGACCCAGAGUGGAUCCGACAGGCACAAUCCGCUCAUAGCAAGCGCGAGAUUGGCUUCUACGACGAGUAUCUUUCCAAUCGCUUUCAGGAGGAUUGGAGCAUGGGAAUGCCGAGAGAGGAAGACAAGGAGAACGUACAGGAUGUGAGUAAUGCACAUCAUAUUGGAGAACAUCCAGAGGUGAAAGUACUCGAGAAGGAUGGUAAUGCUCGAGAAGAAAGACGAGAGCAAGAUAUCGAAUCACAGAACAGAGAAGACCAGGAUCCGGACCCUGACCCAAUGAAGGGAGUGGAGGACACCUCUCACGCGAAUGGGGACGAAAACUCGGACAAGAAGACAUUGGAGCAGGCCAAAGAUGUGAAGGGACAGACGGGUGGCACGAAGAAAGAUGGAGAUUUGCAGGAGCAUUCUUCAGACAUAAUCAUGGAGACGAUGUAGGAUGAAGGGUCACAGUAAUUCUCCUGGCAAGAAGUCAUAUUGGACACUAUGAUAACGAAAGGUACUACGAAGCUCUAACGAAAAUUAAAUAAUAAUAUUGCAGCAAGUUUAGGAAAUUAGAAUCCUUGGUAUUCUUUAUUACCUGUUCGCCGUACAUAAUACCCUAGAAAACCAUUACUUUACGGUAUCCCCAGUCCUCUCCUCUUUCUUCUUACACCGCUAUAUCAACUAUCACCAGCACAACACAUGUCCCACCAUCGUCAAACCGUCAACUCAAAGUCUGGUCCUCCCGAAGGGUUGUAGGACAUGGAUAUAAUCAGCGGUCUCAACAAGUCAAGUCA